GGAAACGGGUAAGUAAAGGCGGGGGAUGCGUAACGGCGUUAUUGUUGCAUCUCCGUAAUAUUUUUCCCUUCUUUCUUGUGUUUGUCACUUUGGUCGUGUCUCCUUGUUGAAGACAGGCGUAACGGCGUAUUGGACGAUGCUUUGAAGUCGCCGAGUUCUAAGCUCAGAAACUUUGAUUGAGCUUUGAUUGCGCGAGAUCUUCAGUUUCCUUUCCGGGGGAAAUCACUGCAAAGAAGAGGCUGAAAAUAUUUAGUAUAAAUCGAGGAAAACCUAAGCAAAAUGAAGAUGGCGAUGGCUGGUUUGUAUAAACGAGUUCUCCCUUCUCCUCCUGCCGUUGACUUCGCUUCCUCCGAUGGAAAGUUGUUGCAAUGUAUUGGAACUGCAGCAACUUUUCAUCGAAGCUAUUCAAAACGGGACUAUGGAAGGGUUUUAUAGGUUGAUAUCUUACUUUCAGACACAAUCAGAGCCAGCUUACUGUGGACUAGCUAGUCUUUCCAUGGUCUUGAAUGCCCUUGCUAUUGACCCUGGCAGAAAAUGGAAGGGACCCUGGAGGUGGUUUGAUGAAUCUAUGCUCGAUUGUUGUGAGCCUUUGGAAAAAGUUAAAGAGAAAGGAAUAUCAUUUGGUAAGCUUGUAUGUUUGGCUCAUUGUGCUGGAGCAAAAGUUGAAGCUUUCCGCACAAAUCAAAGCUCCUUGGAUGACUUCCGCAAAUUUGUUGUGAGAUGUUCCACUUCUGACGAGUGUCAUAUAAUUUCAUCCUAUCAUAGGUCAAUUUUUAAACAGACGGGCACUGGUCAUUUUUCUCCUAUUGGUGGUUAUCAUGCUGGAAGUGACAUGGCCCUGAUUUUAGAUGUUGCUCGAUUUAAGUAUCCUCCUCAUUGGGUUCCUCUGAAACUUCUUUGGGAAGCCAUGGAAAAUGUUGAUGAAGCAACAGGACAACGUAGAGGGUUCUUGCUUAUAUCCAGACCUCACAGAGAUCCGGGCUUACUUUACACCCUGAGCUGUAAGCAUGAAAGUUGGGUCAAAGUUGCAAAGUAUUUAAUGGAUGAUGUUCCUAAUCUUGUGAAGUCGGAUGAUGUGAAAGAUGUUCAAAAGGUUAUCUCAGUUGUUUCCUCAUCACUUCCAUCAAAUUUUGAAGAGUUCAUCAAGUGGGUUGCAGAAGUUAGGAGAAGAGAAGAUGGUGAUCAAAACCUUAGCCUAGAGGAGAAAGGAAGGCUUUCUCUAAAGGAAGCCGUGUUGAAACAAGUGCAGGAAACUGGUCUUUUUAAACACGUUGUAGAAUUUUUAUCAUCGGUGACUUUAUGCUGUAGAAACACACCAGCUUCAAGUCAUGAAAAUAAUCUGCCCGACAUUGCUGCAACAGUUUGUUGCCAAGGUGCAGAACUGUUGUCUGGGAAGUUCGGUUCCCCAGAGAGGUAUUGCUGUCGUGAAACGAGUAUUACAAGCUUGAAGGCUAAUGGUGACAAGCCUAUUACAUUGGUGUCUGGGACAGUUGUAAAUGGUAGGUCUGAGCAGGGCGUAGACGUGCUGGUCCCUUCAUGCUCGAAUAAACUGAACUGUUGUGGCUGUAGCCCAACUAAUUGCAUUGGGAUUUACCCAGCUGGCAACGAUGUUCUCACAGCUCUCUUGCUGGCAUUGCCUCCUGAAACAUGGCAUGGUAUCAAAGAUGAGAAGCUUUUGAGUGAAAUGUCGUCUCUUGUCUCGACUGAGAAUCUUCCCAUUUUGCUCCAGGAAGAGGUAUUGCACCUACGACGGCAGCUGCAUCUUCUGAAGAAAUGCCAGGAGAAUAAGGUAGAUGAUGAUCUAGGUGAACCUUUAUGUUAGC
Molecule: messenger RNA, 1823 nt
Organism: Hibiscus syriacus
Lineage: Eukaryota; Viridiplantae; Streptophyta; Magnoliopsida; Malvales; Malvaceae
Product: glutathione gamma-glutamylcysteinyltransferase 1
Exons: 8
Coding region: 353-1822 (489 amino acids)
Biological process (GO): phytochelatin biosynthetic process; cellular detoxification of cadmium ion; response to metal ion
Molecular function (GO): metal ion binding; glutathione gamma-glutamylcysteinyltransferase activity
Source: RefSeq, a predicted model, not a curated record